AUGGAUAUUGACAUGGACAUAGACUACGACGCAAGUGCGCAGCAUGCGACGGAAACCACGCAGCAGAUAAAUGAGACAAUUGCGAACGAUGCGUCUUUGCCUGCCGCGUACUACGAGAACCUCGAUGAGCGACCAGGCCGGCAAGUCGAGCAAUGGCCUGAAAGCCUUAAUCUCCAAGGCGUGGACAACUUCGAUCCCUCGGACGCCAUUUACUACCUUAUAGAAUCAGGCGUGCCACAAAAGAUCAAGCAGCAACGCUGGGUUAACGACUCGUCUCUCAACCUCCAGUUUCACAGCGCCGAAGACGCCUCGCUAGCUUUGCAGCAACUCACCGACCCGGAAGCCGGAGACCCUGCAUCCAUACCGGCGGACGCUCCCCGUAAAGCGAAACCGUACAAAGACCGCACACUUAUCAUACGCCAAGCGAACUCUGGGGAUCAGAAGCUACGGGGCGCUGCUAAUCAAAGCAAGUACUACGAGAGGAACCCAGAUGUUCGAGGCGGAGAGAGGCGUGGAGACCGCGGCCGCGAGCGAGAGCCGCGACGCCGUGCACCCCCUCGCAGAGACUUUCUAGACUACGGCGAAGAAGAGCCUGCAAGGGACAAUAUGCGAAGGUAUAGCGGUAAUUAUCAUCCUGCUGGAAACGUGCUGACACUUCAUGGCCGUAGUGGCGACGAGCAGAUGCGCGAUGGCUCCGACUACGAGAACCGAAGAAACCGAAGAAACGGCAAUCGCAAUCGCGAUGAUGGUCGACUUAGAGCCUCGGACGUCGACUCUUAUCGGCCAGGUUCCAAGAGUCCACGAGAGUCACGGUUUGGACGCCUGCGGGGCCGCAGUGCUUCGCCAGCAUCAGGCGACGAAGGUGACGGGCGAUAUGGUUUCACGGAAGCAGGAACAUCCACGCGCCGUCAGUACAGAAGUCGAAGUCGCAGCCGGAACAACCGCCGACGGAAGGAGCCUAGCGUUGAGCGGUGGACACACGACCGUGCAAACUACGACCGCGAGCAGGGCCCACCUGCCCGCUGGGCGAAGGACACGUCUACGCCGCGAUAUGGUGAUGCUUUUUCCAGUGAGAGCAAGCACCGUCGGUCAGACGCAUUUGACGAGACCGCGAACAGGAGCGGAGGAUCACUUCUGUCGCGCAUGACCAAAGAUGGCCAGCCCCUCGCUGCACAAGGUCGAUCCCUCGCAUCUCGUAUCACACGCGAUACGGAUGACUCUUCAUACGGACGACUUAAAGAUGAUGACAGCACACCCUCAUACGCUGAUUUCCCGGAACCAGCACCAAGACGAGGCUUGGCCAGUCGCAUCACUCGAGACGACGACGAUUUGGAAGGCAUCAACAUCCGGGGAACCGCGUCACAAGGUGGCUUCUCCAUUCGAGGCGUCGCUGGCGGUGCGUAA
Messenger RNA from Didymosphaeria variabile, 1404 nucleotides. RefSeq lists its product as uncharacterized. Bases 1 to 1404 code for a protein of 467 amino acids. The record is from RefSeq and is a predicted model, not a curated record. The transcript has 4 exons. NCBI's taxonomy places the organism in Eukaryota, Fungi, Ascomycota, Dothideomycetes, Pleosporales, Didymosphaeriaceae. Gene Ontology annotation, molecular function: mRNA binding; RNA 7-methylguanosine cap binding.